Messenger RNA from Daucus carota subsp. sativus, 3560 nucleotides. Its product is annotated as NADH dehydrogenase [ubiquinone] iron-sulfur protein 6, mitochondrial. The transcript is spliced from 2 exons. NCBI's taxonomy places the organism in Eukaryota, Viridiplantae, Streptophyta, Magnoliopsida, Apiales, Apiaceae. Gene Ontology annotation, biological process: mitochondrial electron transport, NADH to ubiquinone. The coding region runs from base 2807 to 3382 and encodes 191 amino acids. The record is from RefSeq and is a predicted model, not a curated record.
GCGUCCAAUCUGCUCAAAACCCUAAUCAGAUCCCCAAAUCUCCCUUCUUCAUCCCCUUUGUCAUCUCUCCACAAGCUCAGAUUCGUCAGCGGCGUCGUCAAUAGCGAGGUCGCCACUUCUCACACCGCCAAAUGGAUGCAGACACGAAUCCUGCACUUGGGCAUCCAAUUGAGUUCAUAUGCCUUGAUAAGGAUGAGCCAGCUGUCUGCAAAUAUUGUGGUCUUCGCUAUGUCCAAGAUCAUCAUCACUAGGAGCUCGACACUUUUACAUUAUUGCUGCGUGGGGUGAUUCAUGAUUGUCACUUGUGAAGAGUUAGUUCUGUACUCGCAAACUUGUUAAAUGUACGGCCAGUUGUUACUGCCAGCAAAAAUAAAAUUUACACUCUUGUCACUGGUCUAUAUACUCAUAGCUGAUCUUCCCAUUCUCUAAUUGUAUGUUGUGCAAUUUGGAUUUUUUUAUCUUGCAAGGGAAGGAUGUCAUUCCUCCAGGUUUAGUUGGCCAAGGUUAACUGAAUGGAAUUGGUCUUUCUUUAUUUUUUGAAUAGGCAUUUUAUGUACCUCCGAGUACCAUUCCUCUCCUAAGAACACCUUCCAGUCGGACUAAUGUCAGAAUCGUCUCGAGGUAUUUGGUUGAAUGUAGACUACCCGGGAGCCUUGCUGUUUCUCUUUACAUUCACUAGCCUUGCGUUGCUAUUUCUAUCCCUAAAAAUCCAUUUGUUUUUGCUGCUGCUUUCUUUAAAGCAUCAUCUGUCAAGCCCUUAAUAUCCAUCUUCUGGCGUCAAUUCCUGAAAAUAUUUACUUGUGACAAUCCUAACUUUCUUUCCUCUGCUUGUGUGUACACUUGUCGCCAUAAGGCGCCCUCAGAAGCUUACUUUUUACAUGUCAGGAAACUUAGAUUUUGAAGAAUCACUGCGGCAUCUUUGAUUCAAUUGUUAAAAAUGGACAUUUUGUAAAUUGUCAAUCUCGACAAAAGCUAAUCGAGAGAAAUAUGAUGAAGACUUUUAAAUCGUGACAUAAAAUGUAACACAAGUGUGCCCUCACCUGAGUCACCUCCCAUCAACCAGUAUAUAGGAGCUCAUCACCUCUCAUUGUGGAACUAGAUUGGGGCUACUGGGAACUAUACUCACUUGAGGGAGAAAACAGGUGCUGAUAUUUGAUGAGCUUGGUGGGAACUUUACACCUCUUAUUGGAGCUAUAUAGGACCGGUGAGUACUAUACUCAUUAGAGCAACAAGAAAAAUGCUAGGAAUAUUUUAUGGAGCUAAUGAGAACUAUCACCUCCUAUUGGCGGAGCUAGACAUUAGCUAGUGGAUGGUAGACCACUAUACUCAUUGUAGCGAGGAAUAUUUUUGUUUGGAUAUUUAAUGUUAUGUUAGCCUUACCUACAUAUUUUUUGGGUGUUGGCCCCAAAUAUUAUUAUUUAGCAAAAAAAAUAAAAAAUCUAUUAACACAUUAUGAAAAACUGACCAAAAAUAUCAUUUUAAAACGCAAUUUCAUGUCAUGUUUAUGAUACUGGACAAAAAUGUGAUUUUAAGUUGUGAUUUCAGCUAAAAACGCGACUUCGAGUUGUGUUCCUCACAAAAUUAAAACACAACACGAAAUUGUGUUUUAAAAUAAUAUGUCAGAUCAUUUUUUUCAAAAAAACAUUAUAACUCAUUUAUGAUUUAUGAUUUAUAUUAGUGGUGUUUUGCUACCUUUUCUCAUAUUUUUCUUUCUUCGGCCCCUAAAAUUGAAGACCUCGUUUGUGCUUCCUAGUCUGCAUAUGUGCAGAGUACAACAACACACUCAUCUCUAUGUCUCUGUCAUUUAUGUACAUAAAUAUAUGCAUGUUGAUCAUUUACUAUGCCCAGUGCCACAUUAGUCUUUUUCAAAUUACUCCCUCCGUCCCGAAAUAGUUGUCACAUUUCUAUUUUUAUUGUUCAAAUUGACUAAGUUUUGACCAAAGAUUAUAAGUCAAUCACUCGUUAUUUUAAAAAACUGAAAAUUACAUAUUAAAGUAGAUUAAAAGUUAUUUCUGUGACAUUUUUUUUAUUUUGUCAAUUGAUAAAAUAUUAAUAAAUUUCAGUCAAACUUUAAUCAAUUCGACCGGCACAAAACCGACAAUUAUUUUGGGACGGAGGGAGUAGCACACAGGCCAUUAAUUAGGCUCUGGCAAUGAGCUUGAAACCUUCCCCUGUUUAGUAGUUGUAUUAGGACAAAAGCUCAGUCGGUAAGCUCGCAACUUGUAAUGUUUAAAAUUAGUUGAUAAUAUUAAACGAGGCGUGCCCUGAAUCACUUGUAUAAACUAAUUCGAGAUAUCUGAGAUUUUGAGUUGCCAGGAAUCUUAACAGACGGCUCAACCAUCUCUCGGAUAAGCCGAUAAAAAAAAAAAAAAGAGAGAUGUUAACUGUGGCAUUAUUUUAUAGUUAAUUUUUUCAAUGAUAUCAUCACAUUUUUACUUUAUAAUUCUGUAUAUUUGAUUUUUCCGGGAUAAUACAUUUAACAGUAAAAUGCAGGAGAUGACUCUUAUAAAUCUAAACCAUAAUUAAAAGAGUGAGAUAGAAAUGAUGGGUGUCCGAGGUGGACAGCGACGCUUAAGACUUGCUAUCUUAAGAUCACGAGUUCGAUACCCCCGGUAUUCCGGGAAUAAGUAGGCUAUUAAUUUCUCAUUCGUCACCUAAAUGAUGUAACGGUCGUUAGCUUUAACCUACUACUGCCUAUAAAAACAUAGUCAUGACAGUCUAUUCAGCCUCACACUCACAUCUUAAAACCAAACCAAAAACACUUGUCUUAUAAUACAAAUACAAAAAAAAAAAACUCAAGAGCAAAAUGGCAAGCUUAGCCAUGGUUUUAACGCUCGUUUUAAUCGCAGCAACCGCAAUGCCACCAGCAUUCUCCGGUACGAGCACCGGAGAGCCAGCAGAAGUCGAAACCUGGUUCAAAAGGCUGGGAACAAAACAAGAAAAGGUGACAAAAAUGCACUAUUUUUUUCAUGAUUUAAACCGAGUCACUUCUGAAGUGGUGGCCAAUGCUAAUACCACGGCCACUUCACCAACAUUAUUCGGUAUGGUUAAAGUGUGCGAUAAUCCUGUCACGGCUGGCCCUGAAUUUAACUCGAAACAGGUGGGAAGCCUGCAGGGCACGUACAGCUAUACUUCUGUUAGGGAUAUUGUCAAUUUUAUUUGCGAUUUUACGUUGAUUUUUACUGAUGUGAGGUACAAUGGGAGCACAAUAAGCAUUUUUGGCAGCAAUCCGCCUAGUCUGCAGCACCGCGAGAUGGCGGUGGUGGGGGGAACAGGGGUUUUCCGGAUGGCACGAGGGGUUGCGGUGCUUUCAGCUUACUAUUUUGAUGUUGCUAAGGGUAAUGCCACGGUUGAACUGAAUAUUGUAGUUCAACAUUAUUAGCAUUUUUUGUGGUUUUUCUGGCCAAAGUUCAGUGAUUAAAUGUGUCGAAAAAGGCGCGUUUUUUGUGGUUUUUUAAUUUAAUUACGUUGGAUUUGAUUGUGAGAAUGCAGUGUAAGUUCUGAAAUGCAUGCAGUGAUGCUUUGUAGUACUGUGUUUAUUUAUAUCCCAUUAUAAGUGU